UGGAUGGCUGGACGUGCUGCCCAAAGGGCUGGAGAAGGUUUCAAAGAAGAUGCUAUUUCCUGUCCUCUGACACAAUGAACUGGGCUGAGAGUGAGCAGAACUGCACUGGGAUGGGCUCCCAGCUGGUGGUGAUCAACAGCAAGGAAGAACAGGAGUUCCUCUUCAACUUGGCAAAAGAAAAAGUUACUAGCAUCUAUGAAACAAAGUACUACAUAGGCUUAUCUGCUUACAAAAAUGGGCAGUGGCAGUGGGUGGAUCAGACUCCAUAUGAAAAUACAGCCACGUGA
This is a messenger RNA of Cyanistes caeruleus (blue tit), 287 nucleotides long. Lineage: Eukaryota; Metazoa; Chordata; Aves; Passeriformes; Paridae. The record is from RefSeq and is a predicted model, not a curated record.